Messenger RNA from Ambispora gerdemannii, 549 nucleotides. Lineage: Eukaryota; Fungi; Glomeromycota; Glomeromycetes; Archaeosporales; Ambisporaceae. The record is from the annotation of a GenBank genome assembly.
AUGUCAUUAUCACUGCCGUUACUCUCGAAUAUUACUACACCAGAAAUUGCCAACGAAAGCAAACUUACUUAUCCUACCAGCUUACCAAGACGUGGUCGAAAGAAACAAGAACAAACAAAUAUCAACAAUGCAAACAUUAUCUGGAAACCACUUUUACCUAAGCCACCAGACCCGAUUCCCAUGACAAAGAUACGUUUUAUUAAUUCACCCGAGCAACAACAAAUCUCUCCAGCCACACCUGAAACACUUUCAACAUUUACUUCUCAUGAAUCCCUUUGUAGAGUUGAACAAGACACAACAAAAGUGGAUUUAAUGCCAAUGUUGCUACAAGCAGCGACUCACGCUGCCAUUCGCGAUAAACGCCAGGAGCGCAAAGAAUCGCGAAAGAGGAAAAGAGAAGCUACAGAAAGAUUGUUGGCUGAGAAUAAACAGUUAAAGUUGCGUAUUUAUGAAUUGGAAGGUCAGAUUAUGGAUUUGACAAACGAGCGAAUUAUUAUUCUGAAGGAGAAUGAACGUAUGAAGAAAGAAUUGGAGAAGAAGAAUACUUGA